AUGGACACGGACGCAGACGUCCAGUGUAAAAUAGUGAUUGUUGGAGACAGUCAGUGUGGGAAAAGCGCUUUGUUAAACGUAUUCGCCAAAGACUGCUUCCCUGAGUGCUACGUGCCCACGGUGUUCGAAAACUACACGGCCAGCUUCGACCUGGACAUGCAGAGAGUGGAGCUCCGGCUCUGGGACACCUCAGGUUCUCCCUACUAUGACAACUUACGGCCUCUCUCCUACCCUGACACUGAUGCAGUCCUCAUCUGCUUUGACAUCAGCAGACCAGAGACAUUAGACAGUGUUCUUAAGAAGUGGAGCGGAGAGAUUGAGAAGUUCUGUCCCAAUACCAAGAUGCUGCUGGUUGGCUGUAAAUCUGACCUCCGAACAGACCUCUUCACUUGGUCCCAUAGCAGACACAUUCCAGUAUCAUAUGAUCAGGGUUCCAACACAGCCAGGCAGCUGAGUGCCCCCUAUCUGGAGUGUUCCUCGCGUCAGUCUGAGAACAGCGUCAGAGACAUCUUCCACGUGGCUACGCUGGCCUGCGUCAACUAG
Xiphias gladius (swordfish) is the source of this 543-nucleotide messenger RNA. Its product is annotated as rho-related GTP-binding protein RhoE-like. The record is from RefSeq and is a predicted model, not a curated record. The coding region runs from base 1 to 543 and encodes 180 amino acids. Gene Ontology annotation, molecular function: GTPase activity; GTP binding. The transcript is spliced from 5 exons. Gene Ontology annotation, biological process: small GTPase-mediated signal transduction. Lineage: Eukaryota; Metazoa; Chordata; Actinopteri; Istiophoriformes; Xiphiidae.